Nannospalax galili (Upper Galilee mountains blind mole rat) is the source of this 2074-nucleotide messenger RNA. RefSeq names its product retinol saturase (gene Retsat). Lineage: Eukaryota; Metazoa; Chordata; Mammalia; Rodentia; Spalacidae. The transcript has 11 exons. Bases 140 to 1969 code for a protein of 609 amino acids. The record is from RefSeq and is a predicted model, not a curated record.
UUAACCAGCAGGCGUAGGUCAAAGUUGCUUCUGCCUUCCUGAUCCCAAGGGUUGAGCUAACCCGGCGGAAACUCAUCCAUAAAAGCUGAGCUCUGAGCUCAAGCCCCGAGGACACGCCUCGGUGAACACAGGCAGCAAGAUGUGGAUAACGCUGCUGCUGCUGGCGGUGCUGCUGCUGGCGGUGCUCCGCAGAGUUUACGUGGAGCUCUUCGCAGGAAGCUCCCCGAACCCCUUCUUUGAAGAUGUCAAGCGACCACCUGCGCCCCUGGUGACGGAUCAGGAGGCCAGGAAAAAGGUUCUCAAACAAGCUUUUUCAGUCAGCUGCGUACCAGAGAAGCUGGAUGCUGUGGUGAUUGGUAGUGGCAUCGGAGGCCUGGCUGCAGCUGUGAUUCUGUCUAAAGCUGGCAAGAGAGUCCUGGUGUUGGAACAACAUACCAAGGCAGGAGGCUGUUGUCAUACCUUUGGAAAAAAUGGCCUUGAAUUUGACACUGGAAUCCAUUAUGUUGGACGCAUGCAGGAGGGCAACAUUAGCCGUUUUAUCUUGGACCAGAUCACUGAAGGGCAGCUGGAAUGGGCUCCCAUGGCCUCCCCUUUUGACCUGAUGAUACUAGAGGGACCCAGUGGCCGAAAGGAGUUCCCCAUGUACAGUGGGAGGAAAGCAUACAUUCAAGGCCUUAAGGAGAAGUUUCCUAAAGAAGCAGCAGUCAUUGACAAGUAUAUGCAGCUGGUUAAGGUGGUAGCCAGAGGAGCCUCUCAUGCCAUUCUGCUGAAGUUCCUCCCAUUGCCCCUGGCUCGGCUCCUCAGCAAGAGUGGGCUGCUGACUCGUUUCUCUCCAUUCUUGCGUGCAUCCAUCCAAAGCCUGUCUGAAGUCCUCCGGCAGCUGGGGGCCUCCUCUGAGCUCCAGGCUGUGCUCAGCUACAUCUUCCCCACCUACGGUGUGACCCCCAGCCACACCACCUUCGCCAUGCAUGCUUUGCUGGUUGACCACUACAUACAGGGGGCAUAUUAUCCCCGAGGGGGUGCUAGUGAGAUCGCCUUCCACACCAUUCCUGUGAUUCAGCGGGCUGGGGGGGCUGUACUCACCAGGGCCCCUGUGCACAGUGUGUUGCUGGACUCGGCUGGGAAAGCGUGUGGUGUCAGUGUGAAGAAGGGACAAGAACUGGUGAACAUCUAUUGCCCCAUUGUCAUCUCCAGUGCAGGAGUGUUCAAUACCUACCAGCGCUUACUGCCAGAGAGUGCCCGCUGUCUGCCAGGUGUACAGCAGCAGCUGAGUAUGGUGCGGCCUGGCAUGGGAGUGCUGUUGGUGUUCAUCUGCCUUCAAGGCACCAAGGAGGACCUACAGCUGCAGUCCACCAAUUACUAUGUUUAUUUUGACACGGACAUGGACAAAGCGAUGGAGCGCUAUGUCUCCAUGCCUAAGGCAAAGGCUGCACAACACAUUCCUCUUCUCUUCAUCUCCUCCUCAUCAACCAAGGACCCGGCCUGGGAGGAACGAUUCCCAGAUCGCUCCACAAUGACUGUGCUGGUGCCCACGGCCUUUGAGUGGUUUGAAGAGUGGGAGGAGAAGCCAAAGGGCAAGCGGGGUGUUGACUAUGAGACCCUCAAAAACACCUUCGUGGAAGCAUCUAUGGCAGUGGUCAUGAAACUGUUCCCACAGCUGGAGGGCAAGGUGGAGAGUGUGACCGGAGGAUCCCCACUGACCAACCAGCACUAUCUGGCUGCUCCCCGAGGUGCCAGCUAUGGGGCUGACCAUGACUUGAAUCGCCUCCAUCCUCAUGCAAUGGCCUCCAUCAGGGCCCAAACUCCUAUCCCCAACCUCUACCUGACAGGCCAAGAUAUCUUCACCUGUGGGCUGAUGGGGGCCAUGCAAGGGGCUCUGCUGUGCAGCAGUGCCAUCCUGAAGCGAAACUUGUACUCAGACCUGAAGGCUCUUGGCUCAAAGAUCCAGGAACAGAAGAAGCAAAAAUAGUCUGUCCAGGGAUGAGUCAGAGGAAUUGCAACUUCCCUUAAGGCCUCCUCUUGCAGUAGUUCCUUGUACAAAUAAACCAGUUUUUUGAGAUCUAUAUAAAUCAGA